AUGAUUCACUGUCAACUUUUAUCAUUACUUGCACUGGUGCUCAUUGUGAGAUCACAACGUCCAUUAAAUAACACAAACACAUCGAGCGUUAUUGUGGAGCCAUUUUUUGUGAAACCAACGAGCACUGCAAUGCCAAAAUAUUAUCCAGAACAGCGUGGUGGUGGCAAUCCAUACUUUAAUUCAAAUGAUCCACUAAGUCCAAGACGAAGUGAUCGAUUGAUGCCACCACCAAAUGGCGAUGUGUUUGUUCCAAGCCUUAGUGGUAUUGUUGGCGAUCAUGGAAAUUCACAGUCACAAGUGCCAGCAUCAAAUCGUCUACACAAAGUCAAUAAACAGCGACAAAGUAAAUUUACAAUCAAUCAUUUGUAUCAAUUGGCAAAGAAUCCGAAUUUUACACUUAAUCAACAGCCACCAUAUCGUGGUGAAGUGCAUCAUAUCGGUGUGAUAACAACAAAAAAGGAGGCACGACCAGAGAAAUUCUUUAGUGGACCGAAUGAUAAUCUUGAUAGUCAACAAAAACAAAACACUGAAUGGUCUGCUGGACAUUCAUUUCAUGAAGUUCAGAUACAGUUAAAGAAUAAGAAUCACAUGCAUACACCAUCACCGCCAGCUUAUGUGGCUGAUGAUAUUGAUUUCGAUGAGAAGUUGGGCGUCAAAUGUACAUUUGAGAAGCCAUGUGCAUGGUCUUAUGACUUGAAUGUCAACGGGACCAAUUUUGAAGUUACAACUGGUGCAAAUUUGACAAAUGCAAACAUUACUGGCGUUACGCCAGGACCGUCUGCUGAUAAUUUGAAUGAUGCCAAUGGAAACUUUCUACAUCUUCCACUAACACCAGAAACGAGUACUCGAAUUCUUCGAUCACCAGUCUUUAGUUCGACACGUGAACGAUGUUACCUUGAAGUCUUUCUUCAUCAGAGUGCAAUGAUGCCUGGAACAAUAAGAAUUGUCAUUGAGCCUGCCGCAUCUGUCGAAAAUUCAUGGGUACCUGCUGAAAUUAUGGGCGAUGAUUUGAGAAAAUGGAAAUAUCACACAUUUGAAAUUGAUAGGGUAACCUUUGACUUCCGCAUUCUCUUCGAAAUCGUCCCUAAUGGUCUCGGUGGUGCAUUGCGUGGUCAUGUUAGCAUCGACAACCUUAAAAUGCGCAACUGUUUUGCUGACUCACCUCGAAAAGACUCAUGCAGCUUAUUGCAAAUCAAAUGCAAUCAAAGCAGGAUUCCAGUUUGCAUUGAAAACGCUCGCAUCUGUGAUUUAGUACAAGAUUGUGAUGACUUAGAGGAUGAGAACCUUAAUUGCGACAAAAUUCCAUUUGGUGGUCUCUGUGACUUUGAGAAUGGCUGGUGUGGUUGGCAAAAUUCUGGAAAGGCACUGCUGGAUUGGAAACGAAAUAUUGGUCCAACACCGACUGAAAAGACUGGCCCAGAAUUCGAUCACACUUUUCAGCAUACGAACAAGUCAGGCUACUAUAUGUUUGUAAAUAUGAAUCAACAUGCCGACGAUCCUGAGAAGAAAGGUCAUGCUGGAUUUGCAAGUAAUGCAGUCAUAAAUUCUGUGGUUUUUAAUCCACCACCGCCAGCUCACUCAAAUUUGUCAUCACCAUAUCGCAACACAUGCAUGGCAAGGUUGUUUGUUCAUCAAUUCGGUAUGAAUGCUGGAAGUUUUAACGUGUCUGUCGUUGAAAUGAAAGCAAAAGAAAACAUCACAACAACACUGUGGUGGAGCUCAAAAUCAAUUGGCGACAAGUGGGAACGAGUUGAGGUUGUGCUUCCAAACAUUACGUCCAAAUACUUUUUUCAAAUUGAAGCGCGCAAAGGAAUGAGAAUUUAUAGUGACGUCGCUAUUGAUGACUUUUCUAUGAGUCCUGAAUGCUUUGGAUAUAACAUACCGCCUGAUCAUCUCAACAAUUACAAUUAUUGGGAUCCGAGAAUCGGUAUUGACAAGAAACCCCAUAAAGACUUUGUAGAUAAGAAAUUUUAUGAACUGUCAAAUUGUGGUAUACGUGGAAUAUACGGUCCUACACCUGAAGAUUGCUCAAACUAUUAUAAUAAAUCAGACAUUAUGAGUAGUAUUCGUGUAUCUGAUAAGCCUCCAUUUAAGGGUAUACAGAUUUGGAAGGUUCCUAGCGAAGGAUACUACACUAUUAUAGCAAAAGGCGCAAGUGGAGGAUUGGGAUCUGGAGGUGUAUCAUCGUCACGCGGAACAAUUGUGAGUUCCGUAAUGGAACUCCAUAAAGAUGAAGAAAUUUACGUUCUCGUUGGUCAAAUGGGUGAACAUGCUUGCAUCAAAUCAAUGGGAAAUGAAAGAAAUGAGCCAUGCUCAUCAAGAUUGCCAAAACAUCCUGAAAAUCUAAAAGAUUCCGUCUCGAUUAUAAAUAAAUUCCGAAAUGAUUUGCUUGAAAAUGGAGCUGGCGGGGGUGGUGGAGCAUCAUUUGUAUUUUUGAUGAAUCAAGUGAACAAGGCAGUUCCAUUGAUUGUUGCUGGUGGUGGUGGUGGUCUUGGAAUUGGAAGAUAUUUGGAUGAAAAUAUUCAACAAGCUAAAGGAAUUGUCUUGGAACGUGGAAAUGUUAGUGGACAAGUUGAAAUUGAUGACUUUGAUUCUUUGAUGGCUGGACCUGGUGGUGGAUGGAAUGCUCGAGAAGAAACGCCAUUGGAUCCUCACUUUGGUGCUUCAUUGCUAGAAGGUGCACGAGGUGGAAUUGCUUGUUAUAAAACAGCUGGUCAAACACCACAUCAAUAUUCAAAUGGCGGAUUUGGUGGUGGUGGUGGAGCUUGUCAAUCAGGUGGAGGUGGAGGUGGUUUUGCUGGUGGUAAUUCAAUGCUCAGCUUCAAUACGAAUGUAUCAACAAAUCCAAAUGCAUUCUCGACGAACGGGGAAGGUGGAUCUUCAUACUUAGGCCUAACUAGAAGUAUUCAUGAAUUAUCAUUUGUAUAUCCUGGCUCAAAUAGUGGCCAUGGAUCAGUAAUUUUAAUACCUGCAAUUGAGGGAUGUGGUUGUGAUUAUCGUUGUGUUGCACUGGAUGAAUAUCGAUCUUUAGUUGCGUGCAUAUGUCCUGAAGGAUGGCAAUUAAAGCCUGAUAAUUUGACAUCAUGUGAAAUUAUUAUGGAAGUCUCAAAUGAUAAUUAUUACAUGUACAUAUUCGGAGUUCUAUCAUUUCUACUAGUCGUUGCCCUUCUAUUUUUAAUGUUGAUGUUAUAUAAUCGUUUCCAAAGAAGACGACAAGCGGCAAUGCGCCAUAAGAUGCUUCUUGAACAAGAAGUUCAAUUAAGUCGAUUACGACAAACAGAAGAUUCAGCUUUAACUAAUUUUAAUCCAAAUUAUGGUUGUGAUGGAAUAUUAAACGGAGGAAAUGUUGAUGUUAAAAGUUUACCGCAAGUUGCACGUGAAAGUUUGCGACUUGUUAAAGCACUCGGUCAAGGUGCUUUUGGUGAAGUCUAUCAAGGAUUAUAUAGACAUCGCGAUGGUGACACCGUUGAGAUGCCAGUUGCUGUCAAAACCCUUCCUGAAUUGUCAACUGGUCAAGCUGAAUCGGAUUUCUUAAUGGAAGCAGCAAUCAUGGCUAAAUUUAAUCAUCCAAAUAUCGUCCAUUUAAUUGGUGUCUGCUUCGAUCGACAUCCACGUUUCAUUGUCCUUGAGUUGCUGGCUGGAGGCGAUUUGAAAAAUUUCCUUCGUGAAGGACGCAAUAAGCCUGAACGUCCAUCACCAUUGACAAUGAAGGAUCUUAUAUUCUGUGCAUUGGAUGUUGCAAAAGGAUGCAGAUAUAUGGAGAGUAAAAGAUUCAUCCAUAGAGACAUUGCGGCUAGGAAUUGCUUGUUGAGUAGUAAAGGACCUGGUCGUGUAGUUAAAAUUGCAGAUUUUGGCAUGGCUCGAGACAUUUACCGGUCUGAUUAUUAUCGUAAAGGUGGAAAGGCAAUGCUACCUAUAAAAUGGAUGCCACCAGAGGCAUUUUUAGAUGGAAUUUUCACAAGCAAAACAGACGUUUGGAGUUUCGGUGUUUUACUGUGGGAAGUAUUUUCACUUGGUCUUAUGCCUUACACAGGUCUACCAAAUCGUGAUGUAAUGCAACUUGUCACAGGUGGUGGUCGUCUUGAUGCACCGCCAGGCUGUCCACCGCAAAUUUAUCGCAUAAUGGCUGAAUGUUGGAAUCCAACUCCAGAAGCACGUCCUACAUUCUCAGUAUUGUUAGAACGCCUUACUACGUGCACACAAGAUCCAGAAAUUAUGAAUUCACCAUUACCGAGCUUCUUCCGCCCACAAUCAAUGGAACGUGAUGCAACAAUAAUGAGACCAUCUGGAAAUGAUGAUUUCUGUUUACAAGUUCCAAACUCAUCGGAUUAUCUAAUUCCUCUACCCGACUCACGAGCCAUUGCCGAAAGAUUGAUUAAUGAGGCCACAUGUGUUACACUUCCAGACUCACUUCCAACCUAUACACUCACAAAUUCACACAAAAUGUCAGAUAAUAAUUGCUGGGAAACGUCAUUCACAAAUGCUAAUAAGAUGAGUAGCUCAGACAGUAUUGAUGACCGCUUGAUCAGUCUCGAUACCCCAACAACAAUUCAACCACCCCAAGCAUUUUGUAAUAGUCCAAUUCAGACAUUAUCUUCAAACAACAACAACAAUAAUAAGCCAAAUGCCAUUACACUCGAUCCAUCCGCAUUGCAGCAAGGCUAUGCUAAUGUUAAAAUGAUGAAUGGAAAUGAAAAGUUGGAAAAUGAUAUGUCAAAGUACAAUGGUGGCACCACAAUGGUAAUGAUGAACAAUAAUAACAAUAACAAUAGUAAUGGAAUGAUAACAAAAGAUAAGAACUGUAAUCAGCCAUUCUCGAUACCAAUGCAGAAUUACAAUGAAAAUUUUAAGGAGAAUCAUGCUGAAAUAAGCUGUUAA
Molecule: messenger RNA, 4878 nt
Organism: Chironomus riparius
Lineage: Eukaryota; Metazoa; Arthropoda; Insecta; Diptera; Chironomidae
Source: the annotation of a GenBank genome assembly